AAAAUUUUAGCCAGGCGAGCAGUAAAUCACAUUCCUGACGAAUUAUUACAAGACCCAAUCUUGAAAGAGGCCAUUAAUAAACUACCCGCCAAUUAUAACUUUGAAAUUUAUAAAACAAUAUGGAAGAUAAAGUCGAACAACAUCAAGAAAGUUGCUCUACAGUUCCCAGAAGGGCUGCUUAUGUUUGCCAAUCCAAUUGCUGACAUUAUAGAGGACUUUACAGAUAGCGAGGUGAUGAUUUUGGGUGACGUAACGUACGGUGCCUGCUGUGUCGACGACUUCACUGCAAAAAAACUCGGGGCCGAGUUACUCAUUCACUAUGGACAUAGUUGUUUGAUACCGAUAACCCAAACUCAGGGCAUUCAAAUGCUUUAUAUAUUCGUCGACAUAAAAAUUGACUCUCUACAUUUCGUCGAGACGUUAAAGUUCAAUUUCCAAAGCAACGAUGGUAUUGCUCUUGUCAGCACUGUACAGUUUAUAACAACCCUACAGGUAGUUAGUAAAGAGCUGUCUAGUCAUUUCGACAUUCUCCUACCCCAGUCUAAACCCCUGUCUCCAGGUGAAAUUUUGGGGUGCACUUCUCCAAGAUUACCUAAUGAUGUUGAUGCUAUUGUGUAUCUCGGUGACGGAAGAUUCCACAUUGAAUCGAUCAUCAUUCACAAUCCAGGCGUACCUGCUUUCAAAUAUGACCCCUACAGUAAGACAUUCACCAGAGAGAAGUACGAUUUCGAGAUGUUGCAUAAGAAUCGGAAACAGGAAAUAGAUCGAGCCAAAGAUUCUAAAUGCGUGGCCGUCGUCAUGGGCACGUUGGGGAGGCAGGGAUCUCCGAGGGUUGUUGAGACCCUGAAAGCGAAACUUCGAUCACGUGACAAAGAUGUCGUCGUCAUUCUGAUGACGGAAUUGUUUCCAGAUAAGUUGAAACUCUUCGAAGAUAUUGAUGCAUGGGUCCAGGUAGCGUGUCCAAGACUCUCCAUAGAUUGGGGUACUGAGUUUCAUAAACCCCUACUAAAUCCGUACGAGGCCAACGUGAUGAUGAAGUCGUUGGAGUACCAGCAGACGUACCCGAUGGACUACUACGCCAACAACAGCCUCGCCGACUACGCCGUUAAUUAUAAAGCGCUACAUCAUUUAUUAUGA
This is a messenger RNA of Helobdella robusta, 1137 nucleotides long. RefSeq lists its product as hypothetical. Gene Ontology annotation, biological process: protein histidyl modification to diphthamide. The record is from RefSeq and is a predicted model, not a curated record. Lineage: Eukaryota; Metazoa; Annelida; Clitellata; Rhynchobdellida; Glossiphoniidae. Gene Ontology annotation, molecular function: 2-(3-amino-3-carboxypropyl)histidine synthase activity. The transcript is spliced from 12 exons. The annotation marks the transcript as partial.